AUGUCGCGCUUUCAGAUCAACGCACGCAAGCUCCUCAGUGUGCGGACGUCUCGUUUCAACUACGAGAAGCUACCUGGCGCUGAGUCGCAGGCUUCCUCGCCCCUCUUCAGCUCUCCGUACUUCAGGUCCUGGAAGCAGCGGAAUCAAUGGCCCAACCGCCUGCAGCGUCCGCGCCUCUCGUUCGCACGCGUCGUCACCCUCAUCAUCACCGCCCUCCUGCUCACCUCGAUGCUCGCCACUGGCCUGUACAGGAGGCACCUUCGCGAUCGCGACCGCGGCAAGGGCGAGGAGAGGAAGCUGUACCAUUGGGAACACUACCCCAAGCUGAGUGGCUUUUAUAGUGGCAUCCGGAAUUUGGUGUCCUACGAAGAUUGGGUCUCUGAGCAAGACUUCGUGAGCCAUUCAACCAGCAGCAACCCAGAGGACAACAUCAAGCCCAAGGCGCCCGAGAGGAAAGAGAACAAGGAGCCGCCCAAGGACCCUAUCGUCUUCAAUCCCUAUCCCGACUUCACAAGCGAAGAGUACCUCAAGACCUAUGAAAAGGUUGAGCCGUGCUACCUGGACGACGAGGACAAGGUUGAAACACCCGACAUCUACGCCUAUCCCGGUAUCCCUCAGAACAUGACUGCGCCCUUCUUCGGCUCGUACGAGGAGCUGGGCAUGAAUGAGAAGGUGUGCUUCGAUCGUUUCGGCAGGUUCGGCCCUUAUGGAUACUCCUACUCGCGCGAGGAGGGCGGCCUUGGCAUGUCUGGCAAAUCCGAAUCCGCCGGCGCAGACAAGAUCUGGGCCACUGAGAAGAAGGUCGAUUGGCGUAACGUGGACUGGGGCAAGGCCCAGAAGAGGUGCUACGAAAAGAACAAGAUUCGCUUCAAGAGCAACGAGACGGAAGCCAAGGAGAACAAGGAUGGUGAAGGCGCCCAGCCAGCCAAGAAAAAGCUUCCGCGCCACGCCUAUAUUCUGCGAACCUGGACUGGCUACAAGUACAGCGACUACCAAAUUCUGACCAUCCGGGCCAUGAUCAACGAGCUCGCCAUCAAGUCGGGUGGUGAGUACGAUGUCCACUUCCUGCUCCACGUCAAGGAUGACAGUAUCCCCAUCUGGUCCUCCCACGAGAUCUACCAAAAGACGAUUCAAGAGAACCUUCCCAAGGAAUUUUGGGGCAUGGCAACGCUCUGGUCGGAGCAGCAGAUGAGGAUGUAUUAUCCGGAGCCCUUCCCGAACAACGUCUAUAACCACGCCAAGGCCCCUGUCCACUCCGUCUAUCGAAGUGCCCAUUUCGCUUUGCAGUGGUUUGCGCAGUACCAUCCCGAGUAUGACUUCUACUGGAACUGGGAGAUGGACCUUCGAUUCAGCGGCCAUUAUUACGAGUUCAACAACCGGAUUGGCGAGUGGGCCAAGAGACAGCCUCGCAAGGGCAUGUGGGAGCGCUCGAGCCGCUACUACAUUCCCAGCCUGCAUGGCUCAUGGCACAACUUCACCGAGAUGAUCGAGGAAGAGACGUUCAAUAGCGAUGAGAAGCCUGUGUGGGGUCCCCCCAAAUUUGAGCACGCCCCAGACGGCAUGCUUCCCUCUCCCCCGGAGACCGAGCCUCCGGUAUCCUACCUCCAAGACAACUACGAAUGGGGUGUGGGCGAAGAGGCCGACUUGCUCACGUUCAACCCCAUUUUCGACCCCGCAAAGACAAACUGGGUGUUCCGCGACGACGUCUCGGGCUAUGACCUGGACCUCCCCGAGCCGCCGCGCCGUUGCGCCAUCAUCACCGUCUCCCGCCUUUCCAAACGCUUGUUGGACAUCAUGCAUGCCGAGACGUACCUCAUGAGGCACCACAUGUUCCCGGAAAUGUGGCCGCCCACCGUUGCCUUCCACCACGGCCUGAAGGCCGUCUAUGUACCCCAUCCCGUUUACUUUGACCACAACUGGCCGUUGGAGGCGAUCGACGGCACGUUCAACCACCCUCCCAAGCCUACCGACAGUGUCUUCGGCUGGGGUGAACACAAUCAGCUCGGCAACAGCUUCUACUACAACGCCGCCUUCUCAGCCAACUGGUGGAGGCGAUGGCUCGGCUCACGCGAGAACGAGCAAGGAGGCACCGAGUUCGAGGAAUCGGGCUCCGGCCGCCUAUGCAUACGACCGACGCUAUUCCACCCCGUCAAGUACGAGAAGGGUGCUGAGUAA
Messenger RNA from Westerdykella ornata, 2175 nucleotides. RefSeq lists its product as uncharacterized. Bases 1 to 2175 code for a protein of 724 amino acids. The record is from RefSeq and is a predicted model, not a curated record. The transcript has 2 exons. NCBI's taxonomy places the organism in Eukaryota, Fungi, Ascomycota, Dothideomycetes, Pleosporales, Sporormiaceae.